AUGGAUUGGACUCAUGAAGAACAAGCCAUAUUAGAAGAGGGUUUGUGCAAAUAUUCCUCCGAGACAAGCAUUGUCCGAUAUGCAAAAAUUGCCGUGCUGCUAAAAAAUAAGACCGUACGUGAUGUGGCACUGCGCUGUAGAUGGAUGACCAAGAAAGAUAUUUGCAAGAGAAGGAAAGAGGACUUCAACGCUCGGAAAAUCAAAGACAGAAAAGAAAAAGUUAUUGAAUCCUUUGCAAAGCCUUCUCGUUUGGGGAUCCAGCCGGGUUUAUCUCAUGCUCCUGGAAUGGUUUCAAAUUUCAAUGAUGACAUCAUCUCAUACAACGAUGUUAAUGGAGCCACCCAUCAGCUGCUGCAGCAAAAUGCUUGGGCUUUUAAACAGAUAUCCACAAAUCUCGCCACCCAUCAGAUGCAUGAAAACAUUUGUCUUCUAAGUCAAGCUCGAGACAACAUAUUCAAAAUAUUGAGCAACUUGAACGAGAUGGGCCCCACAAUGAAGAGAAUGCCUCCGCUUCCACAGGUCUUUAAGAUAUCCGGAAUCGUCUUUACCUUUGAAGGCACGAAGAACCACAUCCGGCUUGGGGAGAUUUUUGCGUUGAGGCACUUUCACGGGGAGGUGGAUGCGCUGGUCCCUGAGAUCUCGAUCAAGUUCUCCCUCUCCCACCGAACAUACACCACAUUCUAUGCUCCAUUGCUGAUGAAGAGCGAAAGGAAUUCUUAUUGGUCCCUGACCCAGAAGACCCCAACCAAUCGGGUACCAUAUUUCAUUUGUUACACUUCGGAGGUGUUGGCCGAGAAUGAUCAGAAAUAUGAAAAUGGGACAACGAGCGCGAAAUACAGCGAAAAGGCGGAUGUGUACAACUUUGAGAUGAUAUGCUUCAAGCUCCUGAUGGGGAAAGUCCCGUCCGAGGACGCGCACUUGCAGGGGGAAAAGACAAGACCCUCUCGUAGACCACCAAAUCAAUCUUGCUAG
Molecule: messenger RNA, 972 nt
Organism: Striga hermonthica
Lineage: Eukaryota; Viridiplantae; Streptophyta; Magnoliopsida; Lamiales; Orobanchaceae
Source: the annotation of a GenBank genome assembly